AUGCUCCCUUCAGAAAAUUCCCGCAUAACAGCCCUAUACAGCAAAGCCAAAUUGAAUGCUCGUAUAAGGAAUCUUGUAUCUAGGAUUAAGGUUCAUUGGCACCCAGGACGCAAUAAUUUUGUAGAGUUAAAUAUCAAGGAUGCUAUCCAGGCUGCUCUACAGACAUCAAUUAUGGACGUGUUGCUGUCAAAUCUACUGACAUUUGGCUUCAGGCUCGUUAAAGAUGGUCUUGAAUCAAAUAAUCCUGAUCCUGUUAAAGAAUUGGAUUUACUCGAAUUUCCUACUCAUUUAAUGCACAUCAUUAGUCCAAAACAAAACUGA
Vicia faba (fava bean) is the source of this 321-nucleotide messenger RNA. Lineage: Eukaryota; Viridiplantae; Streptophyta; Magnoliopsida; Fabales; Fabaceae. The record is from the annotation of a GenBank genome assembly.